Molecule: messenger RNA, 2455 nt
Organism: Xiphias gladius (swordfish)
Lineage: Eukaryota; Metazoa; Chordata; Actinopteri; Istiophoriformes; Xiphiidae
Gene: cnga1b
Product: cyclic nucleotide gated channel subunit alpha 1b
Exons: 15
Coding region: 1-2175 (724 amino acids)
Biological process (GO): monoatomic cation transmembrane transport
Cellular component (GO): intracellular cyclic nucleotide activated cation channel complex; plasma membrane
Molecular function (GO): cGMP binding; intracellularly cGMP-activated cation channel activity; intracellularly cAMP-activated cation channel activity
Source: RefSeq, a predicted model, not a curated record
AUGUCCCAGUUUGCUCCCGAGAGAGGACACCGGUUAAGACAGCGCUCUCCACCCCCACCGGAUGAGGGGACACCUCCCGGAGGAAUGGGGUCCAUCCCUCCGGGAGAGCUCGGAGACGGAGCCGUGAGCGCCGUGUCCGUGAAGCAACGCCUCGCUGACGCAGCGAGUUUUUCUGUAGUUGGUCACUCAUCUGCACGACGUCAGAGGAAGAAUAGCGCCAUGGCUAAAGUGGCUCCAUUAGUCCCGCCCACCAUCGUGCUACAAGACAUGGAGGAGGAGCCAGGUGACGCCAGGGAGGGGGUCAGAGACGCUCAAAGAGCAGGACCAGUUUUGUUCAACGUCAACAACAGCAACAACAACGAGGAGGAGGAGGAGAAGAAGAAAAAGAAGAAAGAGAAGAAGGAGAGAAAAGAGAAGAAGGAGAAGGAGAGGCAGGAGAAGAAGGAGAGGAAGGAGAAGAAAAAGAAGGAGAAGGAGGAGAAAGAGAAAGAGGAGAAGGAGAAGGAGGAGAAGGAGAAGGAGAAGGAGAAGGAGAAGAAGGCUCCCAAGGAGGUCGAGGUGAUCGAUCCAGCUGGUAACACCUACUACCACUGGCUGCUCAUUAUCACCAUCCCCGUCAUGUACAACUGGACCCUGAUCAUAGCCAGGGCCUGUUUUGAGGAGCUGCAGACUGACUAUGUGGUCUACUGGUUCAUCCUGGACUUUCUCUCCGACCUGCUCUACCUCGCCGACAUGGUCUUCAGAACCAGGACCGGUUACCUGGAGCAGGGUCUGCUGGUUAAGGACGAGCAGAAGCUGCGUGAGCGCUACAUGAAAAGCUUCCAGUUCAAACUGGACAUGAUCUCCAUGAUUCCCACCGACUUGCUGUUUGUCGUCCUCGGCCUCACCUACCCCGAGAUCCGCCUCAAUAAGCUCCUCAGGUUCAACAGGAUGCUGGAGUUCUUCCAGAGGACGGAGACCAGGACUAACUACCCCAACGCUCUUCGUAUCUCCAACCUCGUCAUGUUCAUCGUCAUCAUCAUCCACUGGAACGCCUGCCUCUACUUCUCUUUCUCCAAGGCCAUCGGCUUCGGCUCUGACAGGUUCGUGUAUCCCGACCCGACAGAUCCGGAGUUUGGUCGUCUGGUGAGGAAGUACGCCUACAGUAUGUACUGGUCCACGCUGACGCUCACCACCAUCGGAGAAACGCCGCCGCCGGUGGAGAACUCUGAGUACUUCUUCGUUGUCACUGACUUCCUGGUCGGUGUGUUGAUAUUCGCCACCAUCGUCGGUAACGUCGGCUCGAUGAUCACCAACAUGAACGCUGCUAGAGCCGACUUCCAGGCUCGCAUCGACGCCAUCAAACAGUACAUGAGCUUCCGAAAGGUAACGAAGGACCUGGAGAAGCGAGUCAUCAAGUGGUUCGACUUCCUGUGGACCAACAAGAAAGCGGUGGAUGAGAGGGAGGUGCUGAAGUACCUGCCUGACAAACUGAGAGCCGAGAUCGCCAUCAACGUCCACCUGGACACCCUGAAGAAGGUUCGAAUCUUCGCGGACUGCGAGGCCGGUCUGUUGGUGGAGUUGGUGCUGAAGCUGCAGCCCCAGGUCUACAGUCCAGGAGACUACAUCUGCAAGAAGGGCGACAUCGGCAGGGAGAUGUACAUCAUCAAGGAGGGAAAACUCGCCGUCGUCGCUGACGAUGGCGUCACGCAGUUUGUUGUUCUGAGUGACGGGAGCUACUUUGGCGAGAUCAGCAUCCUGGCUAUUAAAGGCAGUAAGGCAGGAAACAGGAGGACGGCAAACAUCAGGAGCAUCGGUUACUCCGACCUCUUCUGUCUUUCCAAAGACGACCUGAUGGAGGCGCUGAAGGAGUAUCCUGAUGCUAAGGCUCUGUUGGAGGAGAAGGGAAGGCAGAUUCUGAUGAAGGACGGACUUCUGGACCUGGAGGUGGCGGCGCAGGGCCCCGACCCCAAGGAGAUGGAGGAGAAGGUGGAGAGGAUGACGAGCACGCUGGACGUCCUGCAGACACGUUACGCCCGGCUGCUGGCCGAGCACGAAGCCGCUCACGGCAAACUCAAGCACAGAGUCACCCGGCUGGAGAAGAAGCUGCCGCUGCCGCCGCGGGCCGACCGCCCGGGUGACGCUCCGCCCCCUCCGACACCCGAGACGGCUAAAGAGGAAGAGGAGAAGAAGUAGGACGGGGAGGAGCCCGGGUUAGCCGGGUGGAGAGAAAGAGGUCGAAGUUCGCGUCCCGAAACAAGAUUCAUUUCAAAUUCUGUUCCCCACGUCCAGAUUCACGUUACAUCCAGAAGCGUAGAGAGGAAACGAGCUACGCCACGACUGUGUCCAGCUCUCGCGCUGCUUCGCAAGUCUUUUGAAAACUUACCGGAAGACGUUCGCCGGCGGGGCUGGAGACGAACCGGAACGCAGGCGGACCGACUCUGGAUUGGACAACCGAGCCUCAGAAGACUUGAGA